AUGUCUGUAAAAAUCAAUCAGGAAGUGAAAGAUAUCACCCGAGUAGAACGAGUGGGUGCUCACUCUCAUAUUCGUAACCUCGGUGUUGAUGAUUCCUUAACUGCCCGUGCAAGCUCGGGAGGUAUGGUCGGACAACUAAAGGCAAGAAAGGCAGCUGCAAUCAUUCUUCAAAUGAUAAAGGAAGGUAAAAUUGCAGGUAGAGCAAUCCUUAUCGGAGGACCUCCAGGAUCAGGUAAAACAGCCAUCGCGAUGGCCAUGGCUCAAUCUCUUGGCCCCGAAACUCCAUUCACAAUGAUUGCUGGCUCCGAAAUUUUCUCUCUUGAAAUGAGCAAAACUGAAGCUUUAACACAAGCAUUUAGAAGAAGUAUUGGAGUUCGUAUAACAGAGGAAUCCGAAGUCAUUGAGGGUGAGGUUGUAGAAAUUCAAAUUGAUCGACCUCUCGAUUCUAGCAGCGCAUCCCAAGGAAAAACAGGUAAAAUCACAUUGAAAACAACAGAUAUGGAGACAAUUUAUGAUUUAGGAGCCAAGAUGAUUGAAGGUUUGCAAAAAGAAAAGGUUCAAAGUAAGGACGUUAUUUCCAUUGAUAAGGCAACAGGAAAAAUUACAAAGCUAGGUCGAUCAAUUUCAUCCACUGGCGACUAUGAUGCGAUGGGACCAAAUACAAAAUUUGUACAAACACCAAUUGGUGAAUUACAAAAGAGAAAAGAAUCUCAACACAUGGUAACAUUACAUGAAAUUGAUGUCAUCAACAGCAGAAGCCAAGGUUUUAUUGCUCUCUUUGCUGGAGAUACUGGAGAAAUUAAGUCAGAAGUCAGAGAACAGAUUGAUCAAAAAGUAGCUGAAUGGAGAGAGGAAGGUAAAGCAGAAAUCGUUCCUGGAGUUUUAUUUAUUGACGAAGUUCACAUGUUAGACAUUGAAUGCUUUUCAUUCCUGAAUAGAGCCAUCGAAAGUGACAUGGCACCCAUCUUGAUCAUGGCUACAAAUCGUGGUAAUAGCACCGUAAGAGGAACUGAUAUUAAGAGCCCCCAUGGUAUUCCAAUUGACUUGCUAGAUCGUACACUAAUUAUUUCUACCUCACCAUAUAGCCAAGAAGAAUUGAAACAAAUUAUUCAAAUUAGAUGUGAGGAAGAGGAUGUAAAACUGAACGAAAAGGCCCUCAAUCUAUUGGUAAAAAUUUCACAGGAAACAUCACUACGUUAUGCCCUUCAAUUGAUAACCACAGCCUCUCUCGUUGCACAGAAACGAAAGAGUAGUGAGGUUGGUGUAGAGGAUGUGAAAAGAGUUUUCGGCUUAUUUGUGGAUGUCAAGCGAUCCGAAUCAUUUUUACAAGGUUUCCAGAGUCAGUACAUUCUCUCAACAUCAGGAACCACCUCAACAACACAAGAUAAAAUGGAUACUAUGGAAUAA
Messenger RNA from Naegleria fowleri, 1407 nucleotides. RefSeq lists its product as uncharacterized. NCBI's taxonomy places the organism in Eukaryota, Heterolobosea, Eutetramitea, Acrasida, Naegleriidae. Gene Ontology annotation, cellular component: NuA4 histone acetyltransferase complex; Swr1 complex; R2TP complex. Bases 1 to 1407 code for a protein of 468 amino acids. The record is from RefSeq and is a predicted model, not a curated record. Gene Ontology annotation, biological process: chromatin remodeling; box C/D snoRNP assembly; regulation of transcription by RNA polymerase II. Gene Ontology annotation, molecular function: ATP binding; DNA helicase activity; ATP hydrolysis activity. The transcript has 3 exons.